ACGGCGGGGAUUGAUUGAGUUUUGAGGGGGGACAGCGAAUUUGAGGUUUCAUUUUCAUUUAAGCUGAAUUUGGAUUUCAUUUUCAGGGACUCCGUCUUUCCACUUCCCUUUUUAAAACAAACAGCGCGGGUAAAGCUCCCCUCGGUCCCUCUCUCAUUCAUUCCCCCAUUCCCAUUCCAUUCAUUGCUUUCCUCAGGAAGAGAGAGAGAGAGAGAGAGAGAGAGAGAGAGUGUGUGUGUUUGGGAAGGAGGAGAAACGAAGCGUUGAUCUCGUCGUUCUCCAUCGUUCAAAAGGUACGGUUUCGUUCGAACUCGACGAUCGCAACAGCCUCCGUCAACCUUCUGAGUGAAGCUUCAUCCGCUGAAGACAUAGUUUGCCACACAAAGGAUUGUUUUGGGGCAACAUCUUCUAUUUUAACAAACACAUUCUUGAGUUUUCUGCAGCAAACAUUAAAACAUGGCAGAAUCCGAGGAUAUCCAGCCCCUCGUUUGCGAUAAUGGAACUGGAAUGGUUAAGGCUGGAUUUGCGGGAGAUGAUGCUCCAAGAGCUGUGUUCCCUAGCAUUGUGGGACGUCCUCGCCACACUGGGGUGAUGGUUGGGAUGGGCCAAAAGGAUGCCUAUGUUGGAGAUGAAGCUCAAUCAAAGAGAGGUAUUUUGACACUGAAAUACCCAAUUGAGCACGGUAUUGUUAGCAACUGGGAUGACAUGGAGAAAAUUUGGCAUCAUACCUUCUACAACGAACUCCGUGUGGCCCCUGAAGAGCAUCCUGUCCUCCUGACUGAAGCACCUCUUAACCCCAAGGCCAAUCGUGAGAAGAUGACCCAAAUUAUGUUUGAGACCUUCAACACUCCCGCCAUGUAUGUUGCUAUUCAGGCUGUCCUGUCGCUUUACGCUAGCGGUCGUACAACUGGUAUCGUUCUGGAUUCUGGAGAUGGUGUGAGCCACACAGUCCCCAUCUACGAAGGCUAUGCCCUGCCCCAUGCCAUCCUCCGUCUUGACCUUGCAGGUCGUGACCUCACCGAUGCCCUAAUGAAGAUCUUGACUGAGCGUGGCUAUUCCUUCACCACCACAGCAGAGCGGGAAAUUGUAAGAGACAUGAAGGAGAAGCUCGCAUACAUUGCCCUCGACUACGAACAGGAGCUUGAGAUGGCCAAGACCAGCUCGGCGGUGGAGAAGAGCUACGAGCUGCCUGACGGGCAGGUCAUCACCAUUGGGGCAGAACGGUUCCGCUGCCCUGAAGUGCUGUUCCAGCCUUCCAUGAUCGGGAUGGAAUCAGCAGGCAUUCACGAGACCACAUACAACUCCAUCAUGAAGUGCGACGUCGAUAUCAGGAAGGACUUGUACGGUAAUAUCGUCCUCAGUGGUGGUUCCACCAUGUUCCCGGGUAUUGCUGACAGGAUGAGCAAGGAGAUCACAGCCUUGGCACCGAGCAGCAUGAAGAUCAAGGUGGUGGCACCGCCCGAGAGGAAGUACAGUGUCUGGAUCGGAGGUUCCAUUUUGGCAUCCCUCAGCACUUUCCAACAGAUGUGGAUUGCAAAGGCCGAGUAUGACGAGUCUGGUCCAUCGAUUGUUCACAGAAAGUGCUUCUGAUCGGAGCAAGCGGGAACUUGAAAACAAAAUCUAUACCGAACCUUCGUUCUCCAUUUUUUUUCUUCCCCUUACUUUUAACUAUGGAAAAUGAUUUUAUUUGCAGAGUAUUUUUCAUUCUGAUUCUUUUGUGCUGGUGUGGCAUUGAUGGAGGCGCAAAUUAUGCUUAUGAUUCAUUUUUCUUCUCUUUAUUACACCAUUCUUAUGAUAGAAAGAGCUUUGGUUUAUUAUUA
Molecule: messenger RNA, 1820 nt
Organism: Punica granatum (pomegranate)
Lineage: Eukaryota; Viridiplantae; Streptophyta; Magnoliopsida; Myrtales; Lythraceae
Source: RefSeq, a predicted model, not a curated record